GGCGUGAGAUCUCGCGAGAAGAGAGGCGUGAGAUCUCGCGAGAAGAGGGGCGUGAGAUCUCGCGAGAAGACAGCGGCGAGAUCUCGCGGCGCGCCGUGGUUGUUGCCAGGAGACGGCGCGGAGCAAUGGGAAACUACGGGGAGCUGAUUGGGGAGGUGGUCGCCCUGCUGGAUAAGAUCACAGCAGGGGAAGAGAACCUCAUGCAGAUCACAGACGACAUCAUUCAGUCGCGCCAGGGCUGGAGUGAAGAUAACUUGGUGUUCCUCCUGGGAGUGCUGGGAGGCUGCGUGGAACAGAGGCGACUGCUCGCGGUCGUGGUCAACGCCUUCUACGCUCGCCACGGCAAGCACGUUCUGCUCAAGCAGCGAAACGUCUUUACAGUCAUCGCCUACCUGGCUGUGUUUCGCCUGGAAGAGCUGGGGAUGACCAGUUUCACCAAGAUCAUCAACUCCCAAGACAUACCCAGCAUGCAUAAGUUCUUGACUUUCCUGUUUGACGAAGUCAACUUAAGCACCUGGAUAAAGGAUGAGUGGAGUCAGCUGUAUGACAUCACCUUCGUGCAAAAUAACCUGCUGGCGCCACUACUCAAAAACAGAGAGGAAGUGCUUUGGCUGACGGAGCAGUUGAGAAGCCAACUGGACGGCACGAGUCCCCCGCGGCCGAAGCCCAAGACCACGGAGCCGCAGGAGUUCUCGCUGACCAAGCCCAAGCCACGGACUCUGCCUCUGCCGGAUCGCGUCCCCUCCCUCGGCAAACCCAACCCCGUGCCCAAGAGCACGUACCAUCUCCCGAAAGAAAUGGCAAAGCUUCAGGACGUCAGGCAGAGGAACCGGCGAAGAGCUGAGAGAAAUCUGAUGGAAGCGAGCAAGAUGCUGUUCCAGUGCGCAAACGCCGAGAAGGCGGAUCAAACCAAGCGCGUCAUGGCGGAGCUCGCUGCAGAGAUGUCGAGGACGAGUGCAGAGAGGCCCCGGGCCAGGAGCGUGCCAAAGACCUCGAAGAACAACGUUCCUAUUAAGCUCAACACAACGGCCAUACUGCGAGAGGGAGCUUUCUACCAGGCCCGAGAGACACAGGAGCUCAAAAGGCUAGAGGAGCUGGUUAGGGGCGCGCGGGACGGGAGCGAAUUUGCUGAUUGGCAGGAGCGCAUGCGGCAGCGCGACGCGUCGGAGGCAGCGCUGGAGGAGGAGCGGCGUCGGCUGGAGGGGAAGCUGAGCCUGGAGGAGGCCGUGCUGGCACGGCAUGCCCUCGCCAGCCAGAACCAGCACAAAGCCGCCACCGUCAAGCAGCAGACAGCUGAGAUGAUGCAGCAGUACGCAGACCGGCGGCUUCAAGAGGAGAAGGAGAUGAAGAAACUGAUUAAGCAAAUCAUGGAGGGUCAUGAGAAUUCCAAAGCAGCUAAACUGAAACUUCAAGAAUACAAACAGAAAAUAGUGCAGGAGGUGAUGGAGGAGAGCCAGGAGAUGCUGAGGCAGGCACUGGAGCGUGCCCAGGAGGACAUGUGCCGUCGGCAAGAGCUCAUACAACAGAUCCGCGCCCUGGAGGCCGUGCCCGCCUUGCGCCAUCCGCACAUGGACCCCACACAGACGGCAGGGCAUGCGCUGCUGAGCGAGAUGUCGCUGGUGGAGCUGAGAGAGCGGCUGGCGCUACUUAAGGAGGCCCAGCACAAGGCCAAGGAGGAACGGCGUGACGACAUCCUCAGGGAGAAGCAGGCCAAGGAGCAGCUCCUGCUGCAGCACCUGGACAAGAUCUCCCUGCACCGCGCAUCCAACAGCAAGGCGGCCGCUCUCCGGCUGGAGGAGAAGCGAGCCAGGCAGCAAGCGCCCGCGGCCUCCCCUCCAGACGCCCUGGGCGACCCCAAGCUAAGCGACCUCCUUCAGCGUCUGGAGGACCGUCGCGCCGAGAGGAAGAGGUUGACGCAGAGUGGCCGGGAAGGGCCAGGAGUGCCCGCCGCGGUGCCGGCAAGCAAGAAGUCGCAGGAGCACUGGCAGGAGCUGGAGAGGAGCAGGGAGCGUCAGGCCCAGCUCCUGACGCAGGGGGCGGCCGACAAACAGGUGGACCACAAGCAAGGCGUGUACCAGGCAGCCCGGGUGGGCGCCAACGCUGCCUGCAUCACCCGCACUCAAGAGAAGAUCAGCACCGUGUGAGCGGCCACCAGUGUGCGGUGCGUUGCUAAAACACAAAUGGCGUUCUCAAGGGAAAACAAAUCUAUGAGUGUCCUCAAUCAGGGAAGCCUUGGUGAGUCUCAAGACAUUCUGGUGGGCCCUGCAUGAGCAUGUUUCGCCAGUUCCUUAAUGUUUUUCACGUGGAAAGCAAUGGGUUAUCUGCAAAAGGCCCACGUAGCCAAGAGGAUAACAUUAGGAGAAAACUGCACAGGUCAGCAAAUUAUUUGCUGUACCAUCAUCUACUUUCCACCUCAUAGGCAUGCACGUUGCAUGUGCGAUCCACCAACACCACACCAAUGAACUGCAGGUGUGUCGCUGCUUGAGUGUAGCUGCUUGAGAGUAGCUGCUCGAGAGUAGCUGCUCAAAGUGUUUGUGACAGUAGCUAUGGAACAAAGCGGUCUUUAAGACACGUGUCGAUAAGUUGCCAUACGUAGCAUGGAAUCCAAUUGUCAUGCGGGAUUUCAGUGUUCUUUUGCCUCAUUUCAGCUUCUGUUGUCUAAUAAAACAAAGCUGGUAUCCCAAAUACCUAUGCAAUAAUCAUAACAGCGACCACCGGACAUGCUUAUGAAUGUGUUCACAUUGCAACAGAACUACUAGUGUAACUCUAGUAUAAUAUGUUUCCUAAAACUCUAUAUGCGGUUUACAUGGUUGUCAUUACUGUGAAUGUGAUUAUUACCGUGUUGUUCAAUUAAAAAAAAACAUUUGUUAAUAAAUUCUUAUGGUUCCCUC
Molecule: messenger RNA, 2891 nt
Organism: Lethenteron reissneri (Far Eastern brook lamprey)
Lineage: Eukaryota; Metazoa; Chordata; Hyperoartia; Petromyzontiformes; Petromyzontidae
Product: cilia- and flagella-associated protein 99-like
Source: RefSeq, a predicted model, not a curated record